UCUUGACAGCGAGGGGAGGUGGUAGUGGCCGUUUGGGCCCCAGGCGUCCAGUCCCCCGGAGCUUCGGAUGGUGGGGCCCGAGGCCCCGGGCUGCUAACGGCCGCGGGGAGGCGGACUUCACCGGUGUCCUCACCAGGGCCUUCCUCUCUUAAAGGGCGGGAAUCCGGGCCGGGCGGAGGAUGAACUGUCGGGCGGAGGUGCUGGAGGUGUCGGUGGAAGGGCGGCAGGUGGAGGAAGCCCUUCUGGCCGUGCUGCACACCGUCCUCCUGCACCGCACCACCGGAAAGUUCCACUACAAGAAGGAGGGCACCUACUCCAUCAGCACCGUGGGCACCCAGGAUGUCGACUGCGACUUCAUCGACUUCGCCUACGUGCGCGUCUCCUCCGACGAGCUCGACCGAGCCCUGCGCAAGGUCGUGGGCGAAUUCAAGGACGCCCUGCGGAGCUCGGGCGGCGACGGGAUGGGGCAGGUCUCCCUCGAGUUCUACCAGAAGAAGAAGUCGCGCUGGCCCUUCUCGGACGAGUGCAUCCCGUGGGAGAUGUGGACGGUCAAGGUGCACGUGGUCAGCCUGGCCACAGAGCAGGAGCGGCAGAUCUGCCGCCAGAAGGUGGGCGAGAAGCUCUGCGAGAAGAUCGUCAACGUGGUGGAGGUGAUGAGCCGCCACGACUACCUGCCCAAGAUGCCCACCCAGUCGGAGGUGGACAACGUGUUCGACACGGGCCUGCGAGACGUACAGCCCUACCUAUACAAGCUCUCCUACCAGAUCACCGACGCGCUGGGCACCUCCGUCACCACCACUGUGCGCCGGCUCAUCAAAGACACCUUGGCCCUCUAGGCACCCCCUCCCCCGGACCCGCGCCCCGGGCACCCGACGGGAUCCGACUCCCUCGUUUUAGCUCCCUUUCCUGGUUUUAAAACAGGAAGGGCCGGGGUCACCUCCUCCUCCCGGCCCCCCGGUAGAGUUUUGACCACCCUCCCCACCCCGCCGUGCUCCGUGCCCACCACCCAGGUCUCCACUUGGCCCGUCCGGAGCCCCGCUUGCCCGGCAAAUAAACGUCUCUGCCGUUCCUCUUCCCCCCCA
Tachyglossus aculeatus (Australian echidna) is the source of this 1082-nucleotide messenger RNA. RefSeq names its product autophagy related 101 (gene ATG101). The transcript has 4 exons. Gene Ontology annotation, biological process: autophagy; autophagosome assembly. Lineage: Eukaryota; Metazoa; Chordata; Mammalia; Monotremata; Tachyglossidae. The coding region runs from base 180 to 836 and encodes 218 amino acids. The record is from RefSeq and is a predicted model, not a curated record. Gene Ontology annotation, cellular component: phagophore assembly site.